UCACCAUUCGCCGUUUUCAACCCCGCCCGUGGUCUCGCUCCUUCUCUCUCUCUCUCUCUCUCUCUGCGUCCUCGUCAUGGCUUCCAUCAUCGAAUCUGGUUGGCUGUAUCUGGUCACCCAUUUCAGCGACUUUCAACUGGCCUGCCUCGGGAGUUUCUUUCUUCAUGAAAGUGUGUUUUUCUUAUCAGGACUGCCUUUCAUAUUUCUUGAACGGGCAGGAUGGUUAAGCAAGUACAAAAUACAGCCGAAGAAUAACACCUUUGCAGCUCAGGAAAAAUGCAUCACUCGUCUUGUGCUGUAUCAUCUGUGUGUAAACCUACCAGUGAUGAUUUUCUCCUAUCCUGUCUUCAGAUUCAUGGGCAUGCGAAGUAGUCUUCCCCUGCCACCCUGGAAGACAGUGUUGACGCAGGUUAUAUUCUACUUCAUCCUUGAGGACUUUGUAUUCUAUUGGGGCCACAGGGUUCUACAUACAAAAUGGCUGUACAAGCAUGUUCACAGUGUCCACCACGAAUACGCCACGCCCUUCGGACUGACUUCCGAAUAUGCGCACCCUGCUGAGAUACUGUUUCUUGGUUUUGCAACCAUUAUUGGCCCUGCCAUUACUGGGCCUCAUCUGAUGACUUUAUGGUUAUGGAUGGUAGUCAGAGUGCUGGAGACAGUUGAAGCUCAUUGUGGUUACCAUUUCCCAUGGAGCCUUUCAAACUUUCUGCCAAUAUAUGGGGGCGCUGAUUUUCAUGAUUACCACCACCGCUUGCUGUAUACCAAGUCUGGAAACUACGCAUCAACCUUUGUGUACAUGGAUUGGAUCUUCGGAACCGACAAGGGGUACAGAAAGUUGAAGGCCUUGAAGUCCGGUCACAUUGAAUAUUCCGGCAAGGAAAUGUAGCGAGGGAAAAUUUUGUUGAGAUUCUCGAAAUUGGAAGUGGCUGUAUGGUUAUAGUCAUCUCAGAGGAAGGUUCUUUUUCGGUCAGUGCAUCAUCUUCAUUUUUUCCUUCAUUUUCAGUAUCAUCUGUGACGUGGAAUCAGUGGAAAGCUUCCUGUGAACUAGUUGUUUCUACAUCGAUGAGGUUGUGUGGCCACCAACCUGUUUGCAUGGACUUUGACCGCUACCUCAGCUGAGUCUGUUCACACAGACAAUUUUGCAUUUCAUGUCGUUAAGCAUGUGUAUGAUUUGAGUUCCUCCCCGGGAACAGUCGAUUGCUGUAUGUAAAGUGCUUUAAAAAUUAUGAUUUUCGAGGACUA
This is a messenger RNA of Syzygium oleosum, 1242 nucleotides long. RefSeq names its product methylsterol monooxygenase 2-2. Gene Ontology annotation, biological process: 4-alpha-methyl-delta7-sterol oxidation; sterol biosynthetic process. The record is from RefSeq and is a predicted model, not a curated record. The transcript has 7 exons. Lineage: Eukaryota; Viridiplantae; Streptophyta; Magnoliopsida; Myrtales; Myrtaceae. Gene Ontology annotation, molecular function: iron ion binding; C-4 methylsterol oxidase activity. The coding region runs from base 77 to 886 and encodes 269 amino acids.